This is a messenger RNA of Camelus dromedarius (Arabian camel), 3869 nucleotides long. It is a transcript of the gene PGBD5, whose product is annotated as piggyBac transposable element derived 5. NCBI's taxonomy places the organism in Eukaryota, Metazoa, Chordata, Mammalia, Artiodactyla, Camelidae. The transcript has 7 exons. The record is from RefSeq and is a predicted model, not a curated record. Gene Ontology annotation, biological process: non-replicative DNA transposition. Bases 1 to 1569 code for a protein of 522 amino acids. Gene Ontology annotation, molecular function: transposase activity.
AUGGCCGAGGGCGGCGGGGGCGCGCGGAGGAGGGCGCCGGCGCUGCUCGAGGCGGCCCGCGCGCGCUACGAGAGCCUGCACAUCUCGGACGACGUGUUUGGCGAGUCGGGCCCGGACAGCGGCGGGAACCCCUUCUACAGCACGUCGGCCGCCUCGCACUCCUCCUCGGCCGCCUCCUCGGACGACGAACCCGAGCGCCCGGGCCCUUCGCCGGGCCUCGCCGCCCCGCCGCCCGGCGCACAGGAGCCGGAGGAGGAUGAGGCUGGCGCGGGCUGGAGCACCACGCUGCGGGACCGCCCGCCCCCGCGCUUCGAGGACACCGGCGGUCCCACCCGCCAGAUGCCCCCCAGCGCCAGUGCCAUGGACUUCUUCCAGCUCUUCGUCCCGGACAAUGUCCUCAAGAACAUGGUGGUGCAGACCAACAUGUACGCCAAGAAGUUCCAGGAGCGGUUCGGGAGCGACGGGGCCUGGGCGGACGUGACACUGGCGGAGAUGAAGGCCUUCCUGGGCUGCGUGAUCUCCACCAGCACCUCGCACUGCGAGUCGGUCCUCAGCAUCUGGAGCGGCGGCUUCUACAGCAACCCGAGCCUUGCCCUGGUCAUGAGCCAGGCCCGCUUCGAGAAGAUUCUCAAGUACUUCCACGUGGUGGCCUUCCGCUCCAGCCAGACCACGCACGGCCUCUACAAGGUCCAGCCCUUCCUGGACUCCCUGCAGAACGGCUUCGACUCCGCCUUCAGGCCUUCACAAACCCAGGUGCUACAUGAACCCCUGAUUGACGAGGACCCUGUGUUCAUCGCCACGUGCACGGAGAGGGAACUGCGGAAGAGAAAGAAGCGGAAAUUCAGCCUCUGGGUCAGGCAGUGCUCGUCCACCGGCUUCAUCAUCCAGAUUUACGUCCACCUGAAGGAAGGCGGGGGCCCCGACGGGCUGGACGCGCUGAAGAAUAAGCCGCAGCUGCACGGCAUGGUGGCCAGGAGCCUGUGCCGGAACGCGGCCGGGAGGAACUACAUCAUCUUCACCGGGCCCAGCAUCACCAGCCUGACCCUGUUCGAGGAGUUUGAGAAGCAAGGGAUCUACUGCUGCGGCCUGCUCAGUCCCCGGAAGAGCGACUGCACUGGCCUGCCGCCGUCCAUGCUGAGCGACCCGGCCUCGCCGCCCGCCCGCGGCCAGCACCAGAUCCGGACCAAAGGGAGCAUGUCUCUGAUCUGCUGGUACAACAAGGGGCCCUUCCGCUUCCUCACCAACGCCUACUCACCCGUGCAGCAAGGAGCGAUCAUCAGGAGGCGGGCUGGGCAGAUCCCCUGCCCCCUGGCCGUCGAGGCGUUCGCCGCCCACCUCAGCUACAUCUGCAAGUACGACGACAAGUACAGCAAGUAUUUCAUUUCUCAUAAACCAAACAAGACCUGGCAGCAGGUGUUCUGGUUUGCCGUCAGCAUCGCCGUCAACAAUGCCUACAUCCUGUACAAGAUGUCGGAUGCCUACCACGUGAAGAGGUACAGCCGGGCACAGUUUGGUGACAGACUCGUGCGGGAGCUGCUGGGCCUGGAGGACACAUCGCCAGCCCACUGAGGCCACGGGCGGGUGCGGCCCCAGUUAGGUAAGGACCAGGUCAAGGGAGGGGAGGGGGAGCCUGCCAUCCGACCUGCCCAGCCAGAGACCCGGAGAUGCCCUGCGUGUGUCUGCAGCCCGGGAGGGGCGCUUGGGGCCUCUGGAGGGACCAGGAUGGACCUGGUCAGAGGAUGGUGCUGUCCUGGCUUCCAUGCAAAGAAGAGCACGUCCUCCCUCCGGAGAGCGGCCACCCCCAGACCUUCCGUGAUGCCAGAGCAGGGCGCUCCACCCUCACGACUCCCGCGGAGGCUUCAGGAGAGCGGGCUCAGUACAGGGACCUGGGAGGCCGCUGCCACCGGGGCCGCCAGGGAUAGGCUGAGCCGAAGCACGUUCUGCCCUGUAAAGAUGGGAGGACGCUGGUGAUGUGGCACAGUGUCACGCUGUGUCUGGAGGUGAUGGGAAGUGAGCCAGGACUGGCUCCACGUGGCCAAGAUCGUUCAGGUGUGUGUCAGAGCCCAGAGGGUUUUCCAGCGUUUGCCUCGUGCGGGCAGCUACAAAUGGGGCUCGUAGAAGAAGAAACACAAACUGGGGCAAUUCAAAGGCAGCGGUGGCCCGUUCUGGGACACAGACGCCUUCCUGCCCGUUUCCCCUGAGGCUGGUGGAUGGGGGAGGUGGGGAAAACACCAACAGAAUGGCAGUGAAGUGGGAUGCUGUUUUUUAUUUUUAAAUAUAUCUUCAGGUUAUUUUCUUACUGUGGCUUCAGAUCUUCUGUAAAAGGAUACGUCCCUCUUGUUUUCUGUCCUCCCUCUUUUGCCCCAGCCCAGUCACGGCUCCUUGCAUGAUCACUGUCUGGGGCCCGGGCCUCGGCCCAGAAACGGCGGCCUGUGUCCAGAGCAGACAUGGUUUCCCCUGUCGGGUCCACGGGGGCUGCGGGCUUCGAGCUUUUCACGGAUGUCAUCUCUGGGAGAGAGUCAUUUGUUUUGCAAAAUACGUAGCAUGGCUGAGACAGACAUCCAAAUGUCUGUCUCUCUGGUUGACCGCUUGCUAAUUCUCGCUCCCUCGGGUGGGGUCAGCGGGCAGUGUCUACCAGGCUCGCUGCACCCCUGAGAACCGUGUGGUGGCAUCCACAAAGUCCCCUCUCCCAGCUUGGUUGGGUGUGAUACCCGUGGGGCCGGGGGCCUGCGCAUCACGGGCCUGAAAGGCCGACAUGACAAGCAGCUGACAGCAAGAUCUCUGUGUACUCCCCGGGACACUGGGGCCUUUCUGGACCAAGGGGCCCAGGUCUCCCUCGGAGACCUGGACCAAAACCUCGGCCAGGGUGGUCGGCCAGUGUGGCUGUCCCCACAGACAAGAAGCAAGUCAUUUCUGGAGUUGACAUGAUCCCCCCUCAACCCAGUUCCUGUGCCCCCACCUCAUUUUUACAGAUGCAAAAACUCAGGCUUCGGGACUUUCUUCCUUGUUCUCACCCAGUGAAUUAAGUGUCGCCGGCAGCAUGCUCCUCACCCACUUCCUUUCUGUACCCAGGCUCACGAUGGUCACCUCGCCCUGUGGUUUUAAUUCGAUGCCACGGAUUGUAGGCCAAAUUUUAAAUUGCGUUUCAGAACACCUUUGCCGUGUCCUUGAAUUGGAUCGAAAGCACUUUUACCACAUGGAGAAAUAUAUUUUUAAUUUGUGAUGCUUUUCUACAAGGUCCACUAUUUCUGAGUUUAAUGCGUUUCCAACACUUAGGGAGACUCUGAUGAAAGCUGAUGGGUUUUCUUUUCUGUCCAAAUAAGUCAAAGAAAAAAAAAAUAAAAGUCUAUUUAGAUGUUGGCUUUUUGUUAAUAUGUGAGUUUUUUUUGGAAAGGUCUGGCACAAAAACCACAGCUCCUCUUUUAAGACUUGAUUUCCUGUUGAAUAAUCCAGCGUGUGUGGUCUUAGCUGUUCCUAGUAUCCUGAGCCAAUGAGCGGUUGAAAUAGAAAUUCAGCUAAGUGUUGCCUAGUGGAAACGAGAACUGCUGCCCAGUCCUGGGAGUGUUUCAGUCAUGUUUUGGGGCCCUGCCUUCCAACCCAUCGAUUCUUCCUUAGAAUCUUAGGCUGUGCGUGUCACUCUCAUCUAACACAAGAAGCGCUACUGUGACGGGUAAUGAGUGACUUCACAUUAUCGAGUAAUUAGGGGGUGAUUACACCGAUUUACUGCUUUGGUUUUAAGACGGUGGCCACCUGUUUUCUGGUAAAUGAUUGAAAGAGACAGCAGGUCAGUGGGGUUUCCAGUGGAGGCGCGGUGACCACACCAGCCUUCUCGAGGCUGAGAACACUUUCAUGUUUCCUCCCAAAGUGAC